AUGGCCUUUGGUAGCUCUAUAAGAACUGUACAUGAUAAUACUUUUUCUCACCAUGGUUUUUCGUCACAGCAAAUCUAUCCUGAUUCAACGAGUGGUGUUUUUAAUAAUUUAUCUCAACAUGAUACUCUAAGCACUGAAGAAUCUUUUAAUAAUAUAAUAACGGAUACUACUUCUUAUCCACCUCUUGAAAAAGUCUUAAUGAAUCAAACUGGAUCUCCUUUAUCUCAAUAUAAUUUCUAUUCCUAUCUUCAGCAAGAAUGGCAAGGUGAAGAAAACUUAAAUUUCUGGUUAGAUGUUGUGACUCAUGAGAAUUUAUUUGAAUCAUGGCGUGAAUAUCAAAAUCAUACAAAAAAAGCAAGAGAGCGACGUAUGGUUGAUGAAUGGGAACAAAAUCACGAUUCUACUUCUUCAAGUGUGGAUGAUACUGGAACUACUUCUGUAGAUUCUCAAAAUCCUGUGAUGCCACUUAAUCAUACUUCUUCCGCACGAUAUGGUCAUGAAAUCACAAUUCCAGACAACUACAAAUCAAGGAAUUAUAGCAAACUGAAAAUUGUAAAACGUGUAGACGAAGAAGAUUUAACUAAAUCUGCUUUGAAUAUAUAUCGAAAAUAUGGUCACAUGAGUAUCCUUCCCGAAGAAAGUCGAAAUACGAUGGCUGAUCUUAUCGAACGUCAAGGAAGAUAUAAUCCUGUG
Molecule: messenger RNA, 693 nt
Organism: Racocetra fulgida
Lineage: Eukaryota; Fungi; Glomeromycota; Glomeromycetes; Diversisporales; Gigasporaceae
Source: the annotation of a GenBank genome assembly